AUGGCUGCCAUGUCCCGCCUCCUGGGCGCCAUCACUGUGAUGGCCUUCACCGUCAUCUCCAGCACUGCCACUCCCUUCACGGGCAAGCCCGUCGACCCCAACUGCGGCGUCAUCUGCAGCAACCUCGAGCGGCCCUACGACGGAGCAGUCUGCUACGAGACCAAGCGCGAGGACGGAACCUGCCAGCCUGUCUGGGUCACCGCCGCCAUGCUUUCCACCCGCGGCGACGGCUUGAAAGAUGUCGACCACAAGGCCCCCGGCGCCCACUACCACAACACCGUUCCCGUCGCCGGCAACCUCCCCAUCAUCAACGACCGCGAGGACGCCGGAACCGAGAAUUCCCUCGCCAAGCGCCUCCAGUUCGACCUCGCGCCGAAGCCUCAGCGCGUCUGCGAGUACGUCGGCCCGACCUGCAUGGACCCCAGCCGCGGCAAGGGCGCCAACCCCGGCGAUUGCGAGGACCUCAUCCGCUUCUGGUACAACAACCACGGAAAGUGGACCAUCCAGAAGAGAGACCUCGAGGGCCGCCACUACCUGGAGCUCGCCCAGAGCGGCAGCUGCCUCUACGCCGUCGGCCACCCCCACCUCUCGGUUCAGGCGAACGAUACGGUCGUGGGCAACUCCGACAUCUGGGCCACCCUAGCCCAGGGCUUCAACGAGUGCGGCAACAAUGGCAAGAUGGAGGUCCAGGGCAUGCUCGACUGCGAUGAAUGGAGCCUCUUCUUCUGGAUCGGCAGCAAGGACAAGUUCGAGUGCUGCAAGGGCGAGCAUCCCCCCAAUGCGUGA
Messenger RNA from Colletotrichum chrysophilum, 786 nucleotides. RefSeq lists its product as uncharacterized. The record is from RefSeq and is a predicted model, not a curated record. The transcript has a single exon. The coding region runs from base 1 to 786 and encodes 261 amino acids. Lineage: Eukaryota; Fungi; Ascomycota; Sordariomycetes; Glomerellales; Glomerellaceae.